This is a messenger RNA of Agrilus planipennis (emerald ash borer), 884 nucleotides long. It is a transcript of the gene Cbp20, whose product is annotated as nuclear cap-binding protein subunit 2. Gene Ontology annotation, molecular function: RNA cap binding. Gene Ontology annotation, biological process: mRNA cis splicing, via spliceosome. NCBI's taxonomy places the organism in Eukaryota, Metazoa, Arthropoda, Insecta, Coleoptera, Buprestidae. Bases 309 to 800 code for a protein of 163 amino acids. The transcript has 5 exons. The record is from RefSeq and is a predicted model, not a curated record. Gene Ontology annotation, cellular component: nuclear cap binding complex.
UUUUCACUAUAAGAUGAUAAGAUUUGUAUAAAAUAAAUAAUGAUUACACUAGACGGCACUGAUACUGUUUUUCAUUUUUCAUUGAAAAUAAACAUUCAUAAUCAUUUGCCGUUGUACAUUUAGAAUUCACAAACGAUUAAAUUUUGUGAAUGGUUAAUAAAAAUUAUAGACAAAUAAGAAUCUAAGGUUUUUAUGUUUUGUGUUGAUUAAUUAUUGUAUAUUGUGAUGGUGUGAUGGUAAUUUUAUAGGGUGAAAUUUUGGACAUUAAAAAUAAGUUGUACAUUAAAGAAAUAUAAAAAAAGACUAUAAUGUCUUUCUCAACAUCUUCAGUGGAGCUUAGUUCUUAUCGUGAUCAGCAUUUUAAGCUUUUUUCUAAGGGCACUAGAGCAGAACAGGAUAAAUUACUACGAUUAACUACAACCUUAUAUGUGGGGAAUCUCUCCUUUUACACAACAGAAGAGCAAAUUCACGAACUAUUUUCAAAGUGCGGUGAUAUUAGGAGGAUAAUAAUGGGACUUGAUAAAUAUAAGAAAACGCCAUGUGGAUUUUGUUUUGUGGAAUAUUAUGCAAGACCAGAUGCAGAAAAUGCGUUAAGGUAUAUAAAUGGUACAAGAUUAGAUGACCGUAUUGUUAGAACUGAUUGGGAUGCAGGAUUUAUAGAAGGAAGACAGUAUGGGCGUGGAAAAACUGGAGGACAGGUACGUGAUGAAUACAGAACAGACUUUGAUUCUGGGAGAGGAGGGUAUGGAAAAAUUAUUCAACAAAAGGUUGGAACAACUGAUGGUUCAUUUGCUCGAUAACUAGUUUUUAAUAUUACGUCAAUUCAUCUUCAUUAAUUUUUUGUAUUAUCAAUUUUCAUAAAUAAAUUUAGGGUUUUUUGAUUA